Messenger RNA from Nymphaea colorata (pocket water lily), 1295 nucleotides. RefSeq lists its product as uncharacterized. The record is from RefSeq and is a predicted model, not a curated record. The coding region runs from base 64 to 783 and encodes 239 amino acids. The transcript has 5 exons. Lineage: Eukaryota; Viridiplantae; Streptophyta; Magnoliopsida; Nymphaeales; Nymphaeaceae.
UCAUCCAUUUUCGGCGAGAGGGAGAAGAAGAAGGGGGAGAGGAGGAGGAGGAGAGCAGCGAGAAUGCUUUGGCGGGGAAGAUGGGUGCUGCAGAAGCGUCACCUUCAGAAGCAGCUAUUACCGGCGACCAGUUUCUCUUCGUGGACUAGGCCUAGUCGGGGCGGCGCCCGGCUCGUGCCCGGUGUCAAGAAGCCUAGCGACAAGUCCGAGUGGUGGGUGAUCGACGGAGAGAUGCAUGAGAUAGGCGACAACGUCCCGCCGAGGGAGAGAUUCGCCAUCCCCAGGGACAACAUCCCCAACAGGCGCCGGAAACAGAUGCGAGAGCAGUUCAUGAGGAGAACUCGCCUGGUCCUGAAAGAAACGGAACAUGAGCCUUGGUGCAAGCGGUAUAUGGAGCUCUAUCAAGAACUCAGGGACAACUGGGAAAGAUUGUAUUGGGAUGAGGGUUACUCGAAGAAACUGGCUCAGGAUCAUGCCAAUUAUGAAUCUGAAGAAGAUGACAUAGAUUUCUCGCCAAACAGGGGAAGGCAUUUUAAUCCUCAACAUAUUCAGGUACUUGCAUGGGAUCAAAGGUUUGGCAGCAAUAAACCUGGUGAUACUUGGAACAGGACUGAGAUAAUACGUGAUAAGUUUGAGUAUGACAGAGAAAGAAGGAUGAGAGAAAAAGCAUUUGCUCCAAUAGCUAGAGGAGGCAGCGACAGAGGCUUUGGCUUCCAUAAUACAAAUCCCAGGUCCCAGCCUUUUGAUGUCAACAAAUUUUUUCCUGAGAAUUCAAGAGAAUAAAUCUCAGCUACUGGGUGCCAAAGACUGCCAACUUUAGAGGAUGCCAGACCCCUUCUGCAUCGUGAGGACUCAGGAGACUGUUCUUUCUUCUCACUAGUCUGAAAUGAUGAGAUCUGGAUGCUGGAUAAUUCCUCUAGUCCCAAGAGAUGGACCUGCACGAAUGGUUGAGAAAUUGAAGAAUAAAAGGAGCUGUUUUCGGCAUUUUGAGCUGAUCGGUACUGCCUUCUUUGAUGAAGUUUGGGAGUUUAUGAAGGUCAAUGCUGAUUUGCUGCGCUAAAUCUGUUGCUCGAUUACCAAUAUAGUGCUCCAGUUCCGGAGAAAAUGCAAACAGGAAUAACAUGAGAAUGCUAAUGGGUGUAAGGGUGUUGAAUAUGUUAUCGAGCUCUUAGUCUAUAUAUAAUGGCCGAGAAGCCACUGUUGGGGUGGGAGAUUCCACUCCUUUUAACUUGCUAUAUCUGCAGUUGCUGCAUCAACAGUGUACAACUUUGAUGUGAAAGCCCAUUGAACCCCAA